Molecule: messenger RNA, 2661 nt
Organism: Dothidotthia symphoricarpi CBS 119687
Lineage: Eukaryota; Fungi; Ascomycota; Dothideomycetes; Pleosporales; Dothidotthiaceae
Exons: 4
Coding region: 146-2419 (757 amino acids)
Molecular function (GO): 5'-flap endonuclease activity
Source: RefSeq, a predicted model, not a curated record
CAGCUUCAUCUCGUCUAGAUUUCAACUUCCUCGACAAGGUAGUCGGCGAACAGAAUAACCUACUCCGAAUCCAAAGAUUUCAAGUGAGACGCGCGUCGUCCGUGUUUUGGCUUAUUGACCAGUUUCCUCACCAAUCUCACGCGUCAUGGGCAUUCCACAGCUGUUCAAUAUCAUCAGAGAUCGAAAGAUUGAAAAAGUCGUGUCAAUCGCACAACUUGCUGAGGACCAUCACAAGCAGCAUGGCAGGCCGCUGAGGAUUGCGAUAGAUGAAGCUGAUUUCCGUUUUCACAACCUAACUCAAGCUGAAGUAGACAUUAUCCGAAAAAAAACACCGGCGGCCAAUCCAAUCGAGAAAGCUAUGUUCUACCGCAUGUGUCGCCUCCUUACCUUGCACAUCCAACCUGUGAUAGUGUUCGAUGGUCCUCAUCGCCCAUUGAAGCGGAGAAAGCGAUAUUGUGCCAAGAUAGAUUAUGACAAGAGGCAGCUUCUUAAGGACAUGUUGACAUGUCUCGGUAUUCCACACCACGAAGCCCCUGCUGAAGCGGAGGCCGAGUGUGCGCGUCUACAGAUUCUGGGUCUUGUCGAUGCCGUUUGGUCUCAAGAUUCCGAUUGCCUUAUGUUUGGGUGCACGUUCUGGCUUCGUGAUGAUCGAGUUGCGAAAGAGAAAGGAAACAACAACCGGUCCAAGGGAAACACGAAAAAGAACAGCGGAACUGCUCGCGUUGUUAAAGCUCGUGAUCUCGGUCUGAGUCGUGAAAGCUUGGUCCUCUUCGCUAUACUCGUUGGCGGGGACUAUAACAUCAAAGGUCUUCCUCGAUGCGGCGUGGUCCUAGCCAUGCGUGCUCUCAAACAUGGGGGGCUCGCCCGCAAUCUUUGUUCGUGCCGAGACCAAAAGGAUUGCGAUGCCUGGAGUAUACAACUGGCGGAAUUUAUUGAAUCACUUCCUGGCGCACGAUCUGUCCCUAUUCCAGCGGGAUAUCCAUCGUACGAAACCUUGCAAAAGUACUACCGUCCAACGGUAUCUAGUGACGAAGAUCUGCGUAACAAUGCACGGCUCAAUCUAGAACAUGUUUGGCUGUUCAAAGAACUUGAGCUGCUUAAGUUGACGAGUUCGCGCUUCAACAUAUGGGGGGACAAGUACAUGAACUGGAUUGUACCUAUUCUGCUUACAAGACACCUGUCGAAGAGAGACACAUCUUUGCCGCGAGAGGUCCUUGCUAGCAUCGAAGUCAACACCCCCGAGAAACAGCGCAUAGAGCGCGAAUUCGAGCGUAAGGUUUCAUUCUCGCCCUUCGGUGUAACCAGCCUGCAAAGGGAAUACUUCGAGAGUCGACGGGGCUCUUGGGAUGGUAAGAGAUACGGUGUACGAUUUGAUCCCAACCAUGAAGUUGUAUGCGAAUUCAUGCCGGAAUACUGGCUGCAGAAAGGUCUGCCCUUAGAAAUCUUUGAUCCUCCCCGUACUCCUAAACGCAAAUCGCCAGACCCUACGACUGGGACGUCGCGGCCAGCGAAGAAGCAACGCAACCCUCAAAAACCUGCGAAGAGGACCGAGAGCGCAGUAACGCGUGCCUCGCCGUCUCACAAUCACACGAAACCCUCGCAGGGUUCCAAUCUAUCAGUUUCUCCGACCAAAGAGCAUAGCCAGCAACCGCCCUCACAUGGACCCCGUAAAGGCACAGGGCUUCCAGAUUCAGAGAAAGACGAUCCAGAACUUCGACCGCCUCCGAAAACACUCUCGCGUACAUUAUCUUCGAUACAGUCGGCAGUAUCUAAUGUUGUUGAAUCGAGCUCGCCAGAUGACCAGGAAGGUGUAGGUGAUUCAUUUGAAGAUGUUGGUGCCCACAAUAAGAUACCGAACUCAUCCAAAUCUUUGAAGCGUCUUCCUCUGCAUGAUUGGCCUGACGAAGAGGACGAUGCAGAUCUGCAGUUGGCUUUACAGUUGAGCUUGCAAGAACAACAACCCGUCGCAGGCCCUUCAGCUAGAAAGCCAACUCAUCACACUGGUGGCUCCGUAUGGGAGGAGGUAGAAGACAACGCCCAAAGUUUGUUUGUGUCUGAUGAGUCACCGCCAGUAGUCUCUUACCAACAGGUGCAAACGGGUGUAUUGCAAGGCCAACAUAGCUCUGCGGGGCGUAAUGAUACUACGCGGGUCGCGCCUCCGGACUUUUCAAAGACAUCAGAGAGAACAGUGCGUACGACUCCAAAGAACUCGAGAUUAUCCGAUACCGACGUGGCAGAAUCAUCGGCGACGGGAAUCCGUGCUGCUCGUCUUCGUCACUUCGGAUCCAGUUCUGCCGUAUCUCCUAAAGAAGUCACCCACAAACCUCAGCCAUUGCCUGUCAUGACUCCGAGAAAACUCAACUUGACACCUUCUAGGGUCCCGGUGGGUGUCGAGUGUAUUGAUUUGACAUUUGACUAAAUUCCCGACGGAUGUCGCUCGCGGCGACGAUACUGUGAACCGUUAGUUCGAGGCCUCUAGUGACCAAGACGCUAUAGACAUAUAUAGUGCGAGCUCGCUCAUAGAAGCACAAAGUUGGCAGGUUCAUGAGAUCAUACAUAUAGUCUAUAACUUGCCUCAGAGAGGGAAACCAGCACUCAAGCUGUCCUCCUUGCAGUCAUACUGGCAGAAGUAGUUAAGCAAUUUGAAACAUCAACUAGUCC